CAGUUCAACCGAUUCGCUUGCAUCGUUUACAGUCGAGUAAAUAUGAAGAGUCAAGUAGUAGCUCUUGAUAUACAAAAAACAUGAAAAAUCGCAGUUUGGUUCAUUUUUUUUAGUUUUCAAAUUGUACUUUUAAUCAAAUAUUGAACGAUUUAUUUGUGUUUCAACAUGAAUUUUCUGUAUUUUGUUUGGUUUCUGAUACCAAUAUGUGCUUCGCAUUCGAGCGUGCAUUACCUUGAGCCGGGUGAUACCAAAACUUAUGUGUCGGACAAACGAUUUGGUUCAUUCGAACCGGAUUUACAAAUUUAUUGUUUUCGCGGCCAGAGUAAAUCAAUUGCGGCAAUAUUUCAGAGUUUAAGAUUUCGCAUAAACAUCGAUAACGAUGAUUUUGUACAGUUUGAUGGCGAAUCGCCGGACGAAGUUAGAACCCACUAUGAAAAUCAACGAACGAUUUUUUCAUUCAAUAUGAUGAACGUUGGUAAACGAAAAUUGAUUAAAAUCGAUCCAUUUAAUCAAACAUGCGUUGGCGUUGAAACAGCGCACAAUUACACCAUUCAAUUGAACAUUGUACGCAUCGACUUUGCAAAAAUCAUUCUACUUGGUGUCGGUUUAAUUCUUUUCUUCUAUGCAAGAACAUUGAGUCAAACGCCACUUUUUUACUACCUUACUGGCAUCUUUUUGGGAGUUUUCGCAUCAUUUUUGGUUGUCGUUUACUUUAGCAGUAAAUUAAUUCCGAAGAAACCGGCCAUGUAUGGAAUGCUCAUCGGGGGUUGGACUGUGGGUAUCUAUUUUAUUCAAAUGAUCGUGGAGAAUUUGCAUACGAUUCUCUUUGUUUAUCAAACAUAUGUGUUCUGGUAUGUCAUUGUGACGGGAUUUUUAAGUUUCGUCAUCUGCUAUCGAUUGGGACCGCCAAAAAAUCAACGCAGCAAAGAUUUAAUAAAAUGGAGUCUUCAAUUUGCUGCCAAUAUUAUGAUAUUCUUUUCGAGUAACUAUCGCGAGGCGUCGGUGAGCAUUAUGAUUAUUACGAUCUCCACCUAUUAUUUUCCACUCGCUCUCUUACGAAAAAUUCAAGGAUUUUGGAUUCGACGAUUUCCGCCCAAGCCACGAUUAUUGUCAAGCGAUGAAUUCCAUGCCCAAUCGGUUUUGGAAACAACAAAAGCGCUUGAAGAUCUUAAAGCAUUUUGCAGCAGUCCAGAAAGCAAACCAUGGCGAAUGAUGACUCGUUUGAAAGAUCCACAACGAUUUGCAUCAUUCGUUGAAGGUGGGUCACAUUUAAAUGACGAUGAAAUGUUGGAAUAUGAAACGACGCAGAUUGAACUUGAUUAUGAAAUCAAUACAGACGAUGAAGACGAUCUCAUGACCGAUUCGGACUCCGACAAAUAGAAUCAACUAAUUUCAUUUUCUCUCAUUACUACUUACAUCUACAUCUAAUCACAUUCAUUUCAACGAAAUUUGCCCCAAUCAAUAAGAAUUCGAGUCAAUUACUGUUUAAGAAUUUAAAAAAUAACCCAAAAAGGUGUUCGUUAAACAUUUGUUACGAUAAAAAUGUAUUAAUAAAAAAAGAAAAGGCAUUUUUUCAAUUUAUUCA
Contarinia nasturtii (swede midge) is the source of this 1585-nucleotide messenger RNA. It is a transcript of the gene Nemp, whose product is annotated as nuclear envelope integral membrane protein 1a. Lineage: Eukaryota; Metazoa; Arthropoda; Insecta; Diptera; Cecidomyiidae. The transcript is spliced from 5 exons. The record is from RefSeq and is a predicted model, not a curated record. Bases 166 to 1380 code for a protein of 404 amino acids. Gene Ontology annotation, cellular component: nuclear envelope.